AUGGCCAUCUCUGCCCUUCCUGUCUGGCCGUUGAUUCUCUUCGGUAUCUUGGAGCCGGCAGCGCUGACUUGGGCGUACUUUAUCACCCUUUCCCAGCCUGAACAAUACUAUGCCGAGCAAGCCCCCAACACUGCCGUCUCGGACCUCCUCUUCACUGGCAAUGCCCUUUCUCUGACUCUCCAGCUCGGCAAUGUCUUUCUUCUCCUUGCGGCAAUGGCAGUCAUCUGCUGCUUUACGGUCCAUCCUGAAAUUGCGAGGAGGUACUUGAUUGCGGUGGCCAUGGCCGAUUUGGGGCACAUAUAUUCGAUAUACUGUGCGCUAGGUGACAAGGUGUUCUGGGAUCUCAAUCAGUGGAAUCAGAUGACAUACUCAAACGUUGGAGUUAGCGUGUUCUUGCAUAUUAACAGGUUAAUGACUGUGGCUGGGAUGUUUGGGCAACUCGGAGCUGGCGUGAAUGCCGCCCAAAAGAACAGAUAG
Messenger RNA from Cladophialophora psammophila CBS 110553, 477 nucleotides. RefSeq lists its product as uncharacterized. Lineage: Eukaryota; Fungi; Ascomycota; Eurotiomycetes; Chaetothyriales; Herpotrichiellaceae. The coding region runs from base 1 to 477 and encodes 158 amino acids. The record is from RefSeq and is a predicted model, not a curated record. The transcript is spliced from 2 exons.